GUUUAUUUUAGCACCGCCCGCCAGAUCCAUUCAAGAUGGCAGCCAAGAGCGAUCUAAGGUGGCCGCGGCUGUUAUUGUGGAGGUUGUGGCAGGCCGGAGGAUCUCCACAAAACUGGGUAUCGGGCCUGGGCCUAAAAGCGAGGACUUACUCCCGGGGCGACGGCCCGUACUCGCGCACGGCGCUCUAUGAGCUGCUCGGCGUCCCCUCCACAGCCACGCAGGCGCAAAUCAAGGCGGCCUACUACCGGCAGAGCUUUCUCUACCACCCAGACCGCAACUCGGGGAGCGCCGAGGCUGCCGAGCGCUUUACGCUCAUCUCCCAGGCAUACGUAGUGCUGGGCAGUGCCACCCUGCGCCGCAAGUACGACCGCGGCCUCCUCAGCGAAGCAGACCUGCGCGGACCUGGCGUCCGGCCUUCCAGGACGCCCGCAGCGGACCCCAGUGCGCCCCGCGCCCCGCCGCCUGCCUCUUGGACCCACCGCCGUGGUCAAGCCGCGCCGGGCGCCAACCGCACCAUGUUCGACUUUGACGCCUUCUACCAGGCGCACUAUGGAGAGCAGCUAGAGCGCGAACGGCGCCAGAGGGCCCGGCGUGAGGCCCUUCGCAAGCAGCAAGAGGACCGGGCUAAGAAGGGCUUCCGCUGGGACGAGACCCGAGACACGACUUUCAUCAUCUUUCUCCUCACAGUCUUCAUCAUUUUGGGCUUUCGUUUUUAAUCGUAGAGAGAAGGGAAUGGAAGCAGCCCCUAGUCAAUCCCCAGAAAAAGGCCUUUCCUGUCAUGAACACUUCGCCUUCCAGAGUCUACCUCCGCUGGGGUCUGAAAGAACCGCUUUCCGCCCCCUCUUCUUUCCUUCCGGCCCAGCUUAGCUGUUGACCUGCACGUCCCUCUCCCUAUGUCCAGAAAAGGAGGCUUUUCGAUGCCCAAGAAAGAGGUCUCAAAACGAAGAGCCGUGAAAGUCCGAGAGAAGGGUUUUCUGGAGUUCUUUGAGUGCCUGCUUCCAGAGGUUGCCUUACUGAUGUCAAUUUCUGGAACACUUGCCCUGGCUUUAUUGUAAAGCUCUGAGCAAGAAUUGCUUGAUCCUACCUCAUGUUCGUACCUUGGGGCUCCUCUGUAACCUUGAAACGUGCAAUGUGACCAAUUGUUGGCUGCCAAAGGAAAAAUUCUGAACUUAUACAAACCUUGUCUUUCUGUGAGUGCCCCAAGCCACAGGUGAGACCUGAUGUAAGCUAACCAUGUGAUAUGUAGAAACCUUGCCAUUCUGUAGUCAGCAAACCUCACUCUCCCUUCUGUUGGUGGCAUGUGUAAGUGGGAAAGCAAGGUCAUUGAGCAUAAGGAAUGAGUGUUCCUUUGCCCAUACUUAUCUAAUGUAUAAUCUUGGAGAAGUUACUCCGUGGGAAUGACAACAGAAAGCAAAUGAUUUGCUCUCUUGAGAUCUGCCACACUUUAUUAUCCAUAGUUCUAAUGGGCUCAGUGACUAAAACAUGAUGGUAGUAAAGUUUGUCUUUGGGACAGUGUGCCUUGUCACCUGGUCAUCCCUUUACCAGCUAGCCUCAUUGCUAACUGUGCAGCCCAUCCCCUCCCAGAAAUAGAGCAACAAACGGAGUUUGAGUCAUCUGAGUGUGACCCAUUCUAUUUAGCUUACAGUGCUUACUGCAGGCUCCACAAGCCAAAUCCUUGAAACAUGGCUGCUCGAAGCUGGGAAAUUUUGAGAGUUUGGAGUUGGUGAGACUACUGAAGGACUGAAGGCAUGUGGUGGGAACGGUUCCCUGUUCAGACAAAGCUGAAGCUUUUUUUCUUUUUCUAAUUUAUGCUAAGCAGUUGGUCAGUCAUCACUUGGCUAGAGCAGUAGUAGUCAGGCUCUCUUAACCCUGAGUUAGCCCUUAUGUACAUGGGGUGGGGGGUGGGGGGCUAUGAGAUUGUAGGUGCUCUGCUAAAGCUGUGUGAUAGGAAAACCUUUGCAAGCGAUCUACCACAAGGGUUGCGGGCCUAAAUCUAAAAUCUAACCAAAGCCAGUGGGGCUCUGGUAUAUUACUACCAAUUCCUGCACUCAUAUUCUUGCAUGAAAUCCUUGUAUAAAUUGGGAUAAACCUACAGCUAGUUCAUCUUGGUGUCUUGAAAAUCAUUCAAUUCUCUCUAGCCUUGGAGGUGGGGGGCAAGCUCUUAUCAUGGCUUUGUAGUGACUAUAUGAUUCCGUAGUAAAAAUUUGAGCCCACCCUGGUUCAGACUAGCUAUGCUCAGUCAGCCUUGAUUUAAGAAGGGGGGAUGCACAUGUACUUUGAAAAAGAACAUUUAAUGUUAAUAUGUUUCAUAUUUGAAAAAUGAGGGACAGUCUGUUCUUUUUGAAAUACAAACUACAGGAAAUGAAGCAUAGGAAAAUGUACAGAAACUAGUGAUUCUCAACCAAAGGAUAAACCCACAGCUAGUUCAGGUUGGUCUCUUGGAAACCAUUCGAUUCUAAUAUUGGAGGUGAGAGGCAAGCUCUUAGUCAUGGUUUUGCAGUGACCACAGGAUUCAGCAGCAAAUAGUUGAGCCCACCCUGGUUCAGGCCAGCUGUGCUCAGUGGGGGGGAGCAGAGGGAGAGAGUAUGUACUUUGAAAAAGAACAUUUAAUGUUACUAUGUUUCAUAUUUGAAAAAAAAUAGAGAAGGUCUGUUCUUUUUUAAAUUACAAACUAAGAAGCAUAGUAAAAUGUGCAGAAACUAGUGAUUCUCAACCAAGCAGUUAGGGCAUAACAGUGUCCUUGGAGGCAAAAGUCUCGCAGAUUUCUAUCAAAAGGGUUUGGGGUUCUUUUGGGUUUUUCUUGUAAAAGCACUGGUGAUCUAUAAUAGCUGGGAUCUUUUUGCUCCUUGACAUAGACCUUUCAAGUUUGUUUUCUCUAUGUGAAGAUUAUAGCCAAGAACGUUUACUGGGGCCCCAGAACAUGGAAAUAGAAAGUUCCAGAAGGUUUCUGGUGUAUGGGGCGGGGGAGGGGGGCGGUAUCCAGACUAUGUGAAACUUCUGGAACAUUCCAGAACAUUCCAUAUAACUCUAAGCAGGGUAGUAAGUAAAAUUUAUUAACCAUCUAAAUCAGCUUCUUAGGCCUAGAACUAGGCCCACUGUAAUAGUGCCAUUCUCCCUGCCUCAGGUGUUUGUUUAUUGUUUUUUUUUUUUUAGCUAGAUCUGAACUCUCAGACACCCCCACUCCCAACCUUCUCUAUACUGGAGUCUGGUCUUUUUAUGUAAGGGGAGGCAUGUAGGAGACUUUCUGUAGGACUGCCCACUCCCCCCCAACUGGUCCCCAUGGUAACAUAUCUUCCUUCCAACCCUGGGGAGGAGAGGCUGAACCUGGCCAUGGACAUUAGUCCCUGCCUUCUAGCAGCUGUUCCCCAAUUCUUGAUGGUGGAAGAAGGCUCAGACACACUCAACUUUAGUCCCUUUCAACAGAUAGACAGGAGGGGUCCAGCCUGCCCCAUGCUGUGCUCAUUGGGGUAGGGAUAGGUGUGCAAGUACAAUACAAGGCUGAAUGAGCAGCACACACAGGUCCUAAAUGAGGAGGCAUAGACAAGACAGGAACAAAGUUGUAUGUGUCUAGGCAAUUGUCUUUGGACUUGACCAGGACUUUAUUUCUCCUGAGCCAAACUUCUUUUCCCUCUGUUGCCCUUUAUUGCUGAGUGAAAUCCUGUACAGAUCCCAGCGCUGAGAGAGUAGGAUUUCCUGCUUCCUUCUGAAGAGGCAUUUUGGUCAUAGGAUGUACCUUGUUCACUGUAUUGUUUCCAGCUUGAGACAAAUAAGAGUAGCCUACUUUAGGCCAA
This is a messenger RNA of Pteropus alecto (black flying fox), 3791 nucleotides long. RefSeq names its product DnaJ heat shock protein family (Hsp40) member C30 (gene DNAJC30). The transcript has a single exon. The record is from RefSeq and is a predicted model, not a curated record. Bases 36 to 716 code for a protein of 226 amino acids. NCBI's taxonomy places the organism in Eukaryota, Metazoa, Chordata, Mammalia, Chiroptera, Pteropodidae.